AUGCCACGGACCUACCCCAGCGCUGCGUUUGCCGCACCCGCCACGCGCUCCUGGCGCCUGCUCGAGUUCCUAGGCGUUCUCUACGUCCUUGGCUCGCUUGGCAUUGGCAUGGCAAGCCUCGCACUCAUGUACCCGACGCUUGACAACGACUUCUUCUGGGUCCGCUUUCUCUCAAAUGGCAUGUCAUCGGCGCUCGGACAUGCUCUCAAUAUGCAGCUGUCGCUCCUCACCGACAACGCCUCGAUGGGCAUCGACCUACUUGAUCCAUCGUCGGGCUACGCGGCGAGCGACGCCGUCGGUGUCCACCCCGCGUACGCUCGCUUCAUCAUGUACCAAGAGCUCGCAAGUCUCCGAGGCGGUAUACUGGGACUGCGCAACCUCCAAUUGGCGGCAGUCGAGAACGUGGGCGCACAGUACUGCUGGGUCGACUUGGGUCGGCGCUGGGCCAUGGCGUAUACGCAGCGGCGGCAAGAGCGGUGUCGUGAUCGCUACGCCACGAACGGCGCCAUGUACAUGGAGACGUUUCUGCGCAACAUCGACUUCAACGCGUGGAGUGCGACAACCCAAGGCUCGUUCAUGCAGCGCAUCGGUGAUGGCGUCGCCGAGUCUCCGGACGGCCCCGCCUUUCUCACGUACCUCGCGACGCACCAGAUUCUACAUGUAGAGAGCGAAGUCCGAUUCUGGUCGGACGCAGGUCUCGACCGCUUUGUGCUUCAGUACACGAACCUCAACCAGAUCGGGCUGGAAGAGUCGAUCGAGGUAACGAAUGCCCUUGGCGUGACGUCCCGCCUGCGCAUCAAGUCGAUUUCUCAAGUGAGCCGCGCGACCGUCUGGUUUACUUCGAGCAUGACCUUGACGCUCAUGUACGGCUUUGGCGCGCUCUCGCAAAAUGAAAGCUUGGUGCGCAAUGCGAGCACCUUCUUUGGUCACACCUCGCCCAAUGCGAUCGAGAUCUACAACGUUGGUUCGCCGCUCAACGCAUUCCAACAAGUUGUACACGACCAGCUGGGGCCGCUGGGCAACACGGACCCCCUGUGGGUGCCCGUGCCGUUGGACGUGCUGCAAAGCCCGUUUGCUGCGGCCUAUGACGCGCUGACCUCGAUGACACUGCACCCGACGCCACGUCAAUGGCGCGACCCGUCGCUCGUGUUUUUCGGCGGCAACCCCACGUGCCUCACGUCCGCAGGCUACUCGUUCGUACACGAGUCGUAUGGCUUUGACGAUGGCUGCAUGACACCGAUGCCGCUCACGCUCCACUGGUCCCCGCUCUUGAGUCUCUUUGCACUCUACAUGGCAACCCUCAUGGGAACCCCCACGACGCUCUGUGAUCUUGUGCCACAGACAGAGAUUGACGCGUGCUUUGGCUUGCUGCGUCGGACCGCGGAUGCGCUCGCAACAGCCAUCCCGACCGAGGAGGCCGCCAUCAAUGUGACCACGCUGACGACCAUCUCGAUAUUUCAGAUCGUGCGCCGGAAUGGCUCGCUUGGGAUCGAGACGCAGCGGCUUCUGGACCCGUCGUUUGCUUUCUUUGGCUGGAUGAGCAUCUACGAGUGGGCCAUGAAUACGCGCGAGGUCAUCUUGUUUGAUGGCGACAUCGAGUCGUACGCUGUCAUGACCUAUGCCUACGCCCCGCUCCCGCUGCCAGCUUACACUGUCUUGUCGCGUUUGGGUGUGUACCUCUGGUACGGCAGCGUCGUUGUGAGCGGCGUUGCUCUCGCCGUCGGACUUUUCGUGCUUUGGCUUUGCGUUGCGCGCGCCCCACGGUCGUCACCCACCCCGUGGUUCUAUUUCCACCGUCUCACGAGUGCUGCGUGGCUCAAUCGCGGCCUCGUCAUGGGGCGCGGCGUUGCGGCGCUUCUCUGCUUGUCCUCGGGCACCCUUCAGCCACUAGUGACGGCAAGUCGAGGUACCAAGUUUUUGGCGGGAGCGCGGUCUGUGGUUGUCUCGGGUAUCUUGGCAGGAGACGUCACGUGGAUCUUGUACGUUCUCCAAGAUAUUCUGCUACCUUUCACGCCGCAUAGCGAUGGCAACAUGGCUUCAUCUUGCACUCUCCUCGCGUGGUUGAGCUUGCUUGUCGUGGAUGUGGCUGCACCUAUAAAGGUCACGACCCAUCUGCACCGCUCAUGCCUCUCCGAGAACCUCGACUCGAUGCUUCACUGUGUGAGUGGACACUUGAGUAUCGGUAGCCUACGCCGUGUUGGCUGGACCAUUGUUGCUCUGUGGCUUGUCGUACUCGGAUCGAUCCUGCUGUCCCGCGCCACGCACAAGCCGUCGACGCUGUCGCGCGUGCCGACGCUGCUCUUGUCGGCGGCCGCCGUCGCAUAUGCCCCCACAAGCGAUCGGCUAUGA
Molecule: messenger RNA, 2349 nt
Organism: Saprolegnia parasitica CBS 223.65
Lineage: Eukaryota; Oomycota; Saprolegniomycetes; Saprolegniales; Saprolegniaceae
Exons: 3
Coding region: 1-2349 (782 amino acids)
Source: RefSeq, a predicted model, not a curated record